Molecule: messenger RNA, 3934 nt
Organism: Trifolium pratense (red clover)
Lineage: Eukaryota; Viridiplantae; Streptophyta; Magnoliopsida; Fabales; Fabaceae
Product: phospholipase D beta 2-like
Exons: 10
Coding region: 647-3766 (1039 amino acids)
Biological process (GO): phospholipid catabolic process
Cellular component (GO): plasma membrane
Molecular function (GO): D-type glycerophospholipase activity
Source: RefSeq, a predicted model, not a curated record
ACACAAAAUAGAUUUUACCAAGUGAUUUUUCUUUAACAUCCACAAGGCAACAAGUAAUAAUACCCCGUCCGGUAAGCGCCGGUAUCCGUCGUCUGUACUUUGUACAAAUCGUCAAUGGUGGGACCAAGCUGACUUGGUAUAACACCAGAAAAGUCAGACACAAAAACCAUUUUCUUCUUCUUUCAAAUUUUCCAAAUCACAAAACCUUCAAAACACAUAAACUUUCCCUCUCUUACCACAUCAAAAUAUCCUCUUUCAGGUUGAAUUUUUCCAUUUUAUUAUAAACCCAUCUUUGAUCCUUAUAUUCAUCUCCAAAAAAUUGUUUUUUUAUUAUGUAAUCAUUCUAAAUUUAGUAUCUUUUUACCUCUUUGUUUCAAUUGGGUCAUUCAAUUUUACAUUCAUCAUUGAUAAGAUCGUUAUAAAGUUAGUAUCUUUUUUCCGUUUUUCUUUAAUUUUGUUGUUUAUAAUAAUUAAUUGAUUGAUUAAUUAACCCUUUUUUCUGCAUGUGUGUCAAAGGUCAAAUCUUUAAUACAAUUUUCUGUGACCCUUGUGUGCAUAUGCAUCAAAGAUCAAAUUUUGAAUAGUUCUGCAUAAUCAAGGUUGAGAAAGAAUAGCUUUGAUUUAAUUCAAUUUUGUGAUUUGAUUCAUGGAUAAUCAUGGGUCUUCACCACCACCAUAUGGAUAUCGAAACCCUUAUGGAUACCCUCCAUAUCCAUAUCCACCUCCACCUCCACAACAAUCUCAAGGUCCUUCUGAUCAAUAUCCAUAUCCAUAUCCACCUGCAACUACUAAUCCUUAUUCAUAUGAAUCAUCAUAUCCACCAAAUCCUUCACAUUCCACAAACUACUCAUACUCUUAUCCACCACCACCUCCAACAAACCCUUUAGAGUAUCAAACUCAUCAACCAUCAAAUGCUUAUCCUUAUCCUUACCCUAACCCUUACCCUCAGCAUUACCAAUACCCUCCAAUUAAUGAUGAAUCUAACCCUCCUCAUAGUUCUGCUAAUUACCCUCCUUUGAAUGAUCUUAUGAGCAAUGUUCAGAUAUCUGAUAACACGCCAAGUGCACCGCUGGCACGUGCACAGCCAGUGCGUGUAAUGGCACUUUCUCCAGUAAUAACACAUUCCUAUUCAGCUAUAAAUGAAGAGAAGAAAGAAGAGUUUCAUGGUCAUGCUAGUCAUAAUUCCUUUUCAGGUUUUGAACAUUCUUAUUCUGGUUUGGGGGAUUCGCCAAGCUUUUCGGAUUAUUCUGGUGGUUCAUUUGAUGAUUCAGUUCACAACCAAAGUUUGCAGCUUGUUCCGGUUCCGGGUAAAGGGUCGUUGAAAGUUUUGCUCUUGCAUGGUAAUUUAGAUAUAUGGGUUCAUGGAGCUAAGAAUCUUCCAAAUAUGGACAAGUUUCAUAAAACUUUAGGUGAUGUGUUUGGUAAGGGAUCAAUGAGUAGUAAGAUUACUAGUGAUCCUUAUGUGACGAUUUCUUUGUCAAAUGCUGUAGUUGGUAGGACAUUUGUUAUUAGUAAUAGUGAAAAUCCUGUUUGGGAGCAGCAUUUUUUUGUUCCUGUUGCACAUCAUGCUGCUGAAGUGCAUUUUGUUGUUAAGGAUAGUGAUGUGGUAGGUUCACAGCUUAUUGGUGUUGUGACGAUUCCGGUCGAACAAUUAUACUCAGGUGAAAAAGUACAAGGGACUUACCCUAUUCUCAAUAGCAACGGGAAGCCUUGUAAGCAAGGUGCUGUUUUGAGUGUUUCCAUUCAGUUCAUUCCAAUAGAGAAACUGGUCAUGUAUCAUCAAGGCGUUGGAGCAGGGCCGGAGUAUAUUGGUGUGCCGGGAACAUAUUUUCCAUUGAGGAAAGGUGGAAUUGUUACUCUAUAUCAAGACGCUCAUGUUCCGGAAGGAAGUCUCCCUAAUGUCAUGCUUGAUCAUGGCAUGCAUUAUGUUCACGGACAGUGUUGGCGUGAUAUCUUUGAGGCCAUACGUCAGGCGAAGCGUUUGGUUUACAUUACUGGGUGGGCAGUGUGGCACAAAGUUAGGUUGAUAAGGGACCCUGAUAGUCAUAGUCAUGCUUCAGAAUACACACUUGGUGAUCUUCUGAGGUCUAAGUCUCAGGAAGGAGUAAGAGUGCUUCUUCUUGUAUGGGAUGACCCUACCUCAAGAAGCAUUCUUGGUUAUAAAACAGAUGGUGUCAUGGCAACGCAUGAUGAGGAAACUCGACGAUUUUUCAAGCAUUCUUCUGUACAAGUGCUACUUUGUCCUCGCAUGGCUGGAAAACGACAUAGCUGGGCUAAACAACAGGAAGUUGGAACAAUAUAUACACAUCAUCAGAAGACUGUAAUUGUAGAUGCUGAUGCUGGAAAUAACAGAAGAAAAAUUGUAGCCUUUGUCGGUGGACUUGAUUUAUGUGACGGCCGAUAUGAUACUCCCCAUCAUCCGCUCUUUAGGACACUGAAGACACUGCAUAAGGAUGACUAUCAUAAUCCUACUUUUACGGGUAAUACCAGUGGCUGUCCGCGGGAACCAUGGCACGACUUGCAUUCUAAAAUUGAUAGUCCAGCAGCUUACGAUGUUUUGACAAACUUUGAGGAACGCUGGUUAAGAGCUGCAAAACCUAAAGGGAUAAAAAAGUUGAAGAGUUCAUAUGAUGAUGCUUUGCUUAAAAUAGAAAGAAUUCCAGAUAUUCUCCGUGUAACAGACAUUCCAAGUGUCGGUGAUGAUAAUCCUGCAUCUUGGCAUACUCAGAUAUUUCGUUCAAUUGAUUCAAACUCUGUCAAGGGAUUUCCAAAGGAGCCAAAAGAUGCAUCGCAACAGAACCUAGUAUGCGGGAAAAAUGUGUUGAUUGACAUGAGCAUACAUACAGCAUAUGUAAAGGCUAUCCGCGCUGCUCAACAUUACAUUUAUAUAGAGAAUCAAUAUUUCAUUGGUUCCUCGUACAAUUGGAACCAACAUAAAGACCUUGGUGCUAAUAAUUUGAUUCCGAUGGAAAUUGCGCUGAAGAUUGCUGAAAAAAUAAAAGCAAAUGAGAGGUUUGCAGUAUACAUAGUUAUUCCAAUGUGGCCUGAGGGUGUUCCAACAGGAGCUGCCACUCAAAGGAUUCUAUUUUGGCAGAAUAAAACAAUGCAAAUGAUGUACGAGACAAUUUAUAACGCUUUGGUUGAAGUUGGGCUCGAAGCAGCAUUCUCUCCACAAGACUAUUUGAACUUUUUCUGUCUUGGAAAUCGAGAAGCCGUAGACAUUCAUGAGAAUAUUACUGUAUCUGGAAUUCCUCCCCCACCAAAUACUCCACAAGCAAAUAGUCGAAAUAGCCGGCGUUUCAUGAUUUAUGUUCAUUCAAAAGGCAUGAUAGUUGAUGAUGAAUAUGUGAUAUUGGGGUCAGCAAACAUCAAUCAGCGCUCUAUGGAAGGAACAAGGGACACUGAGAUUGCAAUGGGAGCCUACCAACCUGAAUAUACAUGGGCAAGAAAACAGUUUUAUCCACGUGGACAGGUUCAUGGAUACAGGAUGUCUCUUUGGGCAGAACAUACGGGCACAAUCGAAGACUGUUUCUUACAACCAGAGAGCUUGGAAUGUGUGAGAAGGGUUCGAACAAUGUCCGAAAUGAACUGGAAACAAUUUGCAUCAAACGACGUGACAGAGAUGGGAGGGCAUUUACUAAAGUACCCUGUUGAAGUAUCAAGAAAGGGUAAGGUUAAACCUCUUCCUGGUCAUGAAGAGUUUCCUGAUGUUGGAGGGAAGAUAGUAGGAUCAUUUAUUGCCAUUCAGGAAAAUCUAACCAUUUGAUGAAUUUUUUACAUUCAUAUUGAUUUGUUAUUAUAAUAUAGAAUGAAUGAGACAUGAUAGUGUUAGAGUUUGUUAGAAUAUAGGAUGAGUGUUCAUUAUAAAAUACAAGUUAAACAAUUUUGAAAUGCAUGAUGAUUGAGGAAAAUACUACAAUGUUUGUCUGUUGAA